Messenger RNA from Haemonchus placei, 241 nucleotides. Lineage: Eukaryota; Metazoa; Nematoda; Chromadorea; Rhabditida; Trichostrongylidae. The record is from the annotation of a GenBank genome assembly.
AUGAUACGGGUGGGUACGAACUUGGACUACAGAAUACAACUAUCUAAAACUGCAGCGUAGACUACCUGUUACGUGACAGUAGCUGUGAAUGAACCUCAAUCUCCGAGACCACUCCAGACAGGCCCAAGUAGCAGCCCGGGAACCAUCGUUAUUUGUCCUCAUGAAAACUGUCGUUUUUCCCCUCCCCUCAGUGCAAACUCCUUUUCGUCACGUAGUCGAGAACCCUCCUGUUGAACUUUAA